AUGGCAGAGGCGCAGUCCAUGGAACUUGACAACAAGCCAGGCCGUGGGGGCGGGGGAUCCUGCUCGACGGGCCUAAGAGGAUCCGCUGGAAGCGCGCGUUUGGACGGAAAGCCUAAGGUAGAUUCAUUCCAUAACCGAGAUGGACUCAAAUUGAAGACCUAUUCCUGGCUAGUAAAGAACCCAAUAGGAGUUAUAUUCCUAGUCCAUGGACUGAACACAAACCUACGGUUAGAGUACAUGCGACACAACGUAGAUAUAGUGAGCCCAGAAAAGGCUAUUCUAAAAGAUGCAGAUAAUUACUACGUUUAUAAAGACAGCUGGAUUGAGCAUUUAAACAAAAAUGGAUAUUCCGUAUAUGGCAUGGAUCACCAGGGACAUGGACUGUCGGACGGCUGGAGGAAUUUAAAAACGCACGUGAAAAAAUUUGAUGAUAUGGUUUAUGACCUCAUACAGUAUAUUAAUAGAGUGCACGACCUUAUGUGUCUGCGCGGUCAGAAGGAUGAACUAAGUGGGGAAACGAGUAAGAGCAGUUCGUCGGCUUCUCCCAAGUCGAUCACUUCCCCUUCAUCCCCCACGUCUGCUCCAUCGCCCACUUCCCUAGCGCAGAGGAACAAUGUCUCAUCGUCCAUUCACAACAACCUGAAAAACACGAAAAUGCCACCCUUCUACAUAAUGGGUCUUUCCAUGGGAGGAAACAUAGUACUAAGGACACUAGAAAUUCUGGAGAAAUCCAAAGACCAUAACGCAAAACUGAACAUAAAAGGAUGUAUAUGUCUAGCCGGGAUGAUCUCCAUCGACGAAUUAGCCACCAAAGCUUCAUACAAAUAUUUCUACAUUCCUUUUGGGAAAUUUCUUGCCGCCGUUUUUCCAACCCUGAGGCUGACUCCAUCGUUGUACUUCAAAAAAUACCCAUAUGUUAAUCAGAUUUUUAAGUACGAUAAAAAUAGGUAUAAAAAACCCAUCACGUGCAAGUUAGGUUAUGAGCUUCUGAACGCCAUUGAAAACUUACAUAAUGACAUAGACCAUAUUCCAAAGGACACCCCUAUCCUUUUUGUCCAUUCCAAACAUGACAGUGCUUGUUUCUUCGGGGGCGCGGAAACAUUUUUUAAAAAAAUUAAUACAAACCUUAAGGAGCUACACGUACUGGACGAUAUGGACCACGUCCUCACCAUGGAGCCGGGCAACGAGCGCGUUCUGCAGAAGAGACAAACCACGAUGAGUAACACAAACAAAGGAGCCGGUAGGGGAUUCCAAAACAGGCCCGGGAACAGGCCAGCUAAUAGGGGUGAUAAUAGGGCGCCCAACCGGGGUACGAACCAGUCAACGAAUCAAUCGACGAAUCAGCCCGCCAAUAAGGCCCCGAAUCGGGCCCCAAACGGGGUAACAAGGGUGACCCAAAGUGAGACCACAAAGGUGAGCGCAAAAGAGAUUGAGAAGAUGACCUCAACGGAACCGAAUAAAAAAAUCCCGGUUCAGACCGGAAAGGCCACAAGUCAGCUAGCCAAGGGGACGCCUAAUAAGUUAGCCGAUAAGGUGGCAAAGGACCCCCCAAAUAUGCAUACAAACAAGACCACGGAUAAUAAUAAUAAAGUGGAGCAGAAUGACAUCCUGAAGACGGGGUCCUUCAAAAGUCGAGAUGGACUAGAGCUGAAGACAUACGAGUGGGUGGUGGACAAUCCAGUUGGAAUAAUAAUGCUAGUGCAUGCCCUAAACUGCCAUGUGAGAUUUGAGUACCUAAAGCAUAAUGCCAUCAUAGAGAGCAAGGAAAAGGCCACCCUUAUCGAUAAAAAUAAUUACUACCUUUAUAAAGGUAGCUGGAUAGAACAAUUUAAUAAAAAUGGCUACUCAGUCUACGGGUUAGACAUGAGAGGACAUGGAGAAUCCGGGUGCGUCAAAAAUGUGAAGACUCACAUAAAUAACUUUCAAGACUUAAUUCGCGACGUGGUGCAGUAUGCUAACAUUGUAUACGACUCAUUAUGCGAACCAGGGAAAAAGAACAACAAAAAAAAAGCAGCCAAUGGGGGUGUUAACACGUCUAACGAUGGGGAAUCCUCCGAUAAUGAGGAAACAUCACAGGGAACUCAUCCCUCUCCUGGUAACACUCCAUCCAGUAGGGGACAAACCCCAAGUACCGUGAACAGUAGCAGUAAGAAUGACGUCCCUCCAUUCUACUUCAUGGGUCUAUCAAUGGGAGGAAACAUCGUUUUAAGAAUAUUACAAUUGAGGGAAAAAAAAGGAGAUGAAUCCAUUAAACGUUUAAACAUAAAGGGAGUGAUUAGUCUAGCGGGCAUGAUUUCUCUAGACGACCUGAAGAAGAAGCCAGAAUAUAAAUACUUCUACAUACCUAUAGCGAAAAUUGCAGCCGCGCUUCUCCCCACCAUGAGACUGGGCCCUUACCUGAAGUUUGAGAUGUUCCCUUACAUUAAUGACCUGUUUAGCUUUGAUCCCCACUGUUACCCUAAGGCCAUAACGAACCGUUUCGGGAAUGAACUUCUAAAAGCAGUAGAUGCAUUACACAAGGAUAUGAAGUACAUUCCGGAAGACGUACAAAUAUUGUUUGUCCACUCUGUGCUCGAUAGCGCUUGUUCGUACACUGGAGUGUCCAAAUUUUUUAAUGCACUUAAAACGAAGAACAAGGAAUUGUUUACCAUUGAGGACAUGGACCACAUUCUUCCUCUGGAACCGGGGAAUGAGAGAAUCCUCAAGAAGGUUAUCGACUGGCUGGCUCAGUUGCAGUCCGUCAAAGCGUAA
Molecule: messenger RNA, 2751 nt
Organism: Plasmodium coatneyi
Lineage: Eukaryota; Apicomplexa; Aconoidasida; Haemosporida; Plasmodiidae
Product: Lysophospholipase-like protein
Exons: 2
Coding region: 1-2751 (916 amino acids)
Cellular component (GO): membrane
Molecular function (GO): lipase activity
Source: RefSeq, a predicted model, not a curated record